This is a messenger RNA of Stereum hirsutum FP-91666 SS1, 816 nucleotides long. RefSeq lists its product as uncharacterized. The coding region runs from base 1 to 816 and encodes 271 amino acids. The record is from RefSeq and is a predicted model, not a curated record. The transcript is spliced from 3 exons. NCBI's taxonomy places the organism in Eukaryota, Fungi, Basidiomycota, Agaricomycetes, Russulales, Stereaceae.
AUGGCCUCCCCAGACGAGUCUGCCGCUACCCAGACGGCCUCCGUCAACACCCUAGGCCUCGAGUUGGAGCAGCUCACUGUCUCCCCGUCUCAGCCAGACGAUACGCCAGCCAAAGAAGAAGCUGUCUCGACACCGACGGAUCCAGAAUCCAAGGACAAGGACAAGAGGGCAAAAGAGAAGGAGAAGCCGUACCACAAUCCCGAUCGCGUUCUGACAGGCGGCUCUCAGCGAGACAAACUCACUGAAGAUGAGCUGAAAGAGCGCAUGACCCGCAUCAGGGAACAGAAUGAGAAGAUCAAGCAGCGGCGCGUCGACGUCGAUGCGGAUGAACGAGCAUUCAAGCAAACGCAAGAGGUCGAACGGCAGCGCCAGGCCAAGACUCGGAAGGUUCAGGACUCCAUCGACCACGCCCGAGAGCAGAACGCGCAGCGCAAAAUGGAGAAGCUUCAGAGUCGCGAGUGGGAUUCUGGUAAGAAGACGGCCCCACCCGGGUCGAGGACAAAGCCCGUUCCUCCCCCAGCCGGGGACAUCAAGAUCUCCAAACCCGCCUCGUCCACCCCUACCGCCCCCGAAGGACCAGCCGCUCCCGCAGAGACUCCUGUUGCAUCUGCUUCAGGCGCGUCAGAACCUGUGGCGGUCGCCAGCAAUCCAGCCUCCCCGACCUCCCCCGGCAGGAGCGAGACCAGUCCUCGCGGACGAGGUGGCAGAGGUCGAGGGGCAGGCGGUCGAGGCAGAGGUCGCGGUCGAGGCAGGGGAGUUGGGGAGGCCAUGGCGUCCCCGACGGCGGGAACACCCACCUCACCUUCCGCUUCUUGA